This is a messenger RNA of Choloepus didactylus (southern two-toed sloth), 3055 nucleotides long. It is a transcript of the gene ZDHHC24, whose product is annotated as zinc finger DHHC-type containing 24. Gene Ontology annotation, biological process: peptidyl-L-cysteine S-palmitoylation; protein targeting to membrane. Gene Ontology annotation, molecular function: protein-cysteine S-palmitoyltransferase activity. The record is from RefSeq and is a predicted model, not a curated record. The transcript has 3 exons. Gene Ontology annotation, cellular component: Golgi apparatus; endoplasmic reticulum. Bases 44 to 898 code for a protein of 284 amino acids. Lineage: Eukaryota; Metazoa; Chordata; Mammalia; Pilosa; Megalonychidae.
AGUGGCUGGGUACGCCGGCUCCGACAGCGGGUGGGUCCAGGCCAUGGGGCCGCCCUGGGUGGCGCGGAGCGCAGAGUGGGCGCCCGCGCGGCUGCCUCUUGUGUUCACGGCGCUGUGGGCCGCGGCUGUGGGCCUGGAACUGGCCUACGUGCUGGUGCUGGGUCCCGGGCCGCCCCCGCUGGGACCCCAGGCCCGGGCCUUGCAGCUCGCGCUGGCCGCUUUCCAGCUGCUCAACCUCCUGGGCAACGUAGGGCUCUUCCUGCGCGCGGAUCCCAGCAUCCGGGGCGUGUUGCUGGCCGGCCGCGGUGUGGGCCAGGGCUGGGCGUACUGCUACCAGUGCCAGAGCCAGGUGCCGCCGCGCAGUGGGCACUGCUCUGCCUGCCGCAUCUGCAUCCUGCGUCGGGACCACCACUGCCGCCUGCUGGGCCGCUGCGUGGGCUUCCGCAACUACCGGCCCUUCCUGUGCCUGCUGCUCCACACCGCCGGCGUCCUGCUGCACGUCUCGGUGCUGCUGGGCCCUGCCCUCUCGGCCCUGCUGCGAGCCCACACCCCCUUCCAUGCCGCUGCCCUCCUCCUGCUGCCCUGGCUCGUGCUGCUCACAGGCCGAGUGUCCCUGGCGCAGUUCGCCCUGGCCUUUGUGGCGGACACGUGUGUGGUGGGCGCACUGCUGUGCGGCGCGGGGCUGCUGUUCCACGGGAUGCUGCUGCUGCGGGGCCAGACCACGUGGGAGUGGGCGCGGGGCCUGCACACCUACGACCUGGGCCCCAGCUGCAACCUGCAGGCUGUCCUGGGGCCCCGCUGGGCCCUUGUCUGGCUCUGGCCCUUCCUGGCCUCCCCGUUGCCUGGGGAUGGGAUCACCUUCCAGACCACAGCCGAGGAGGGGCUCGUGGCUUCCUGACUCCUGGAAGAGCUGGAACUGCACAGGGGUGGGCGGCCGGGGCGAGAGGGAGGGUAGCUGAGAGCUCCAGAGGGGAGGCCAGAGGCCCCUAAGGCCGGCGGCUGCUCCGGAAGUGAUUUGGGCUGCCAACCCUGCCAGCUUGGGUUGGAAAACUGGGAUCAUUCAGCAACUCCAGCCCCUUCCUGGGCCUUGCUCCUGCCCAGCUUGGACUCCUCUGCAUCUGGAGCCUGGGCCUGUCAACUCUGCCUCUACUGGUGGCUCCCAAGGGGUCUGGCGGGUCUGGCAAAGGGCUGCUCGGCCAGCCUAGCUGCCCCUUUGCCGGGUUAAUAAAGUGCCCUCUUGGUUUGUGUCCUUCUCCAACUCUGCUGGGUUUCUGGUCCCUCUCUUUGUUGUCUGGGCUGUUUCUGUUUUUUCUGGUUGUCAUGCCUGGAAACCAAGGACUAUGUGAGGGCCUGAGGGCCCAGGCUCUGUCUCUUCUCGCCUUGCCAGGGCGGGAGUGGGGGCACCCACAAGCUAAGGCAGUUCUGUAGUGAUCCUAGGGAUUAGAGCCAAGGACUCUUUCCCAGGGUCAGAGCUUUAUCUUUAGAAGCGUUUCUUCCAACAGCAAUUUCAUCGCGCCUCCCUCUGGCUAACUGGCACGUUGGGCAGCAAGUCUGAUCCUCAUGUUGCAGCUGAAAAACUCAAAGCUCUGAGAGUUGAUAUGAUAAGAUGACGGGGUAGUAAAUGGAGGAGCCAGGAUUUGAACCCAGGUCUUCGUGCUUUCUCCUUCCCCCUUGCACAGCAGAAGGAAGGAAAAAUCAAGGCCAAGAGAUUGACCGGGGAUGUGCAGGAAAAAGCCUGCUUCCCUCUAUGACCUCUUCGGGAGCUAGUUGUUCAACGUUUUUAUUAAAUAUCUUUAUGGCAAGAUAGAGACUGCCAGUUCAAUGUGGCAGGUUUAAACCAUGGGUUUAUCUUGCUUCCUCUUAAAAUCCCACAGAAAUGACAGGAGGUUGGGGCUUGUUUACUCUUUGAGCAGAGAGCUAGAAGUUGAAAUUACCUGAUUCCUGAGGAAGAGGCAGGGGGACAAGGCGAUUGAGAGGCUCAAGGAUUCCAGCAGGAUGGUGGAAGGUGAGGUGAGGCCUGGGGGGCAGUGGGGACUGAGCAGAAGUCUAUAUGAGGAGCAGUUAGGGGUGCCCUUCCCCCUCAGAACCAGCGAAGCUCUGGGUCUCAGGGCAUCAGGGAAGAGGGAGGGGCAAAAGUUCAGCAAAAGUCCACAGAUAGUGCUGCUGGGUGUCCUCAGUGAAAUAGCAGGCCUGCCCCCCAGGAACCCCUAGAGAAGCCCACCCCUCCAAUAGGCCCUGCCCAUGCUCGCUGAGGUUCCGGUGGCCUGGCUUUUGUUUUCAAAUAACUUGAUCUAUUGCUGUGUUUUAAAUUCUAGUUUUUAACGAUGUUGGGUAAUUGUAUGCCUGGGGCUUCCUUUUUCCUCCUCUGUCUCACCUCUCUCUCUCUGGAAUAUCUUAUUUUCUUGGCUUUUGUUAAUGAUGAGAUGCAAGAAAAUAUUUAUAAAAUAAAGAGAAACAACAAAUACCCUUGCACCCUCCACCAGUGCUUAAGAAAUGGCAUGUUACCAUUUCCUUUGGAGUCCUGUAGGGGAAAGGCUGUCCUGUCUAAUCAUUCUCUCGCUUUGUAUUAGUUUUGCAUGGUUUUGAGUUUUAUAUGGAUGGAAUCAUACUGUUUUAUUGUUCUGUGAUUGCCUUUUUCAAUCAAUAUUAUGAUGAAUAUUGAAAUUCACCCAAGUUAAUGCAUGUGGCUGGAGGACAUUCAUUUUCCCUGCUUAAGUGAUCUAUCGAAUAUUCCACAGUUUAUUUUUCUAUUCAAUUCCACUCAUCAUUUUACCUUCCCCUGUGUUCUUUGGGAAUCCUGCACUAAGAGCUACUCUUGGCUUUUGUUAUUCCAUAUAAAUUUUAGAAUUAGCUUGUCAAGUUCCAUCAAUAAAAACCCUUUUGAAAUUGCAAAUGAAAUGGAUUGAAUCUAUAGAAAUCAGUUUUGGGAAAAUCAACAUCUGUGUGAAAUUGAAUUUUCCAGUUCAUGAACAUGGUAUCUCUAUUUAAUGUUUUUCAAUAAAGUUAUUUUGUCUCAUAAAGAUCAUACCUUUUUUUGUUAGAUUUAUUAACUACU